UCAUCACCAUCAAAAGUUUGUUAUUUUUAUUAACCUUGUGUUGUAUAUUUUUUCUGAAGAGAUCAAGUAGAACAAAUUAUAUGGAUAUUGCCAAAAGAACAGCAAUGGAGUGGAGAAUUGUAUUAGGUGUUCUGUGUCUAAUCGGAAUCCUACUUGUGCCUGGAAAUGCAGCAGCUGAGACAAAUUCAACGGCAACAUCAGCCAACAUCACAGAGUUUUCUCUAAAUUUCUCCAUUAAUGCCACUUUCCAGAGUGCCUUCUCCAACAUGAGUAAUCCUCAAACCAUUAAGCUGAAAGACAUCAUCACCUCUCAGAUUGGGGCAAUCUACACGGCACAUUUCACAAACUUUAAACAAAUGCUCAUUCAGCAAUUCAGGAAUGGCUCCAUUGUUACAAACAGCAUUAUUCAAUUUAACAACAAUGGCACUCGUCCUACUAUCACACAACUGAAAAAUGCCCUUGUUGAUGCAGUUGUAAAUGGAAGUAUUAACUCCAUUAUCUUUAAGGAUUCCAUCAAUGUUACUGAAAUUGUGGCAAACGGAAAUGGCAACGGCACAACUGCAUCUCCGACUACCAGCACAACAACUGCACCUGCUAAAAUGUUUACUGUCAAUUUUAAAAUUCUUCAACUAUUCAAGGAUGUCUACUCCAAUUUGAGCGCUCCAGAAACCAUAGACUUGAUGACCAACAUCACCUCUCAGAUUUCUGUACAUUACAAGAAAAAGUUUGUGAACUACAUUCGUAUGGUUAUUCGUCAAUUCAGGAGUGGCUCCAUUGUGGUAGAUGGAACGUUUGAAUUUGACAAAACUGGCACUAUCCCAACUGUGACAGAUAUAACAUCUACCCUUCGUGAUGCAGUUGCAAAUGGAAAUAUAAGCUUGCAAAUUGAUUCAAAUUCCAUCAUUGUUGCAGAACUCACAGGUGCGGGGUCUCCAGUCUUGGCUGGUAUGCUGACAGCAUUGUGGAUGACCCUUGCAUCACUUCUGUUGUCAGCUGUGAUGCACUUCUAAGCAUCACAUUUGCAUGAGCAAACAAACAAAAUCACACUACUACAUUGAUCCAUCGAAGCAAAUACAAAAUAACUGUAACGUUCCUGUGUUGUCUGCCCUAUGUUCUCUGUUUCACCCAUCACAUUUAUGUCAUGUUUCCGUGUGGUCUGCUCCGUGUUUUCCAUUUCACCCGUCACCGAUCCCGUUCCAUGUCACGUUUUCCCUGUUGUCCACCCUGAGUCUCACUGUCUGUGUAGAAAACUUCAAUUCCCACAAUUCCCGGCCUCCCUACUGCCUGCACUCAUCAUUGUUCUCACCUGUGUCUCGAACACAGGGUGGACAACAGGGAAAACGUGACAUGGAACGGGAUCGGUGACGGGUGAUAUGGAAAACACGGAGCAGACCACACAGAAACAUGACAUAAAUGUGAUGGGUGAAACAGAGAACAUAGGGCAGACAACACAGGAACGUUACAAUAACCAUAUCAUCUUUGAUCUUUUCGUUUGCAUUAAUAAUCAUCAAAUCAUUGAGUAAAACAAGCCAUCUCAAGUCAAGUUAUCGAGUUGUAAAAUGUUUUGUUCUUUCUUGCCAGAGGCAUGUCUGAUUUACUGUAUUAUGGAGUCAGUUUUACAAAAAAGGACAUCCUGUCUGUACUCGUACACUGAGCUGGAGAAAUAAUGAGGAUGGGUUUAUUCAAUUAAACCAAAUCUGAACACUCAUCCAUGCCAUAUGGUACAAAUAAAUAUUAUAUUCAGAAAUGUAUUAGGUUAAAAUUUAGAAGUGGAUUUGUUUUGAUCUUUUAUCUUUACGGAUUUAUUUAAGUCGAGUUGAAUUCAGAAUUGACCCUACCUACAUUCUUAAAGCACAUUUCUGGUCUUAUUGUUAACCAUUCAUCCAUUCAAGCUAUUCAAAACAAAGAAAAUGUUAGUGUUCAAAUUCUUCAUUCAGAAUAUAAUAACUCGCUCUGCCUCAAAACAUUCCUUUACUGCUGAAGUCAUAACGUCAGCAUGGGUGGGGAAAAUAGCCAAAUUGUUUUAACCACACCCCCUCAAACUAACUGUCUGCCACUUGCUGUGAACCCCACAUAAAUCUAGCUUGGAAAACAUAGAGGCCAAACUAUGAAAUCACAUAUUAACCUACGACUACUACUAUUUCUGCCAUAAUUGUAGUAUGGUAGUAAUAUACAUUUUCAAAUUUAGUCAGAGAUGGCGAGGAGGUGAAUUUUCAGCUGUUUGCCUACCAAAACCCUGUCACUAUUCCCAAAUUAAUCUUGUUGUGGGCCUGCUGGUAUAAUCUUUUGCACUUUAAAGGAGGAAUAUUGGUUGUGGAGGAAGGAGGACUAAGGUCAUGACUGAUCCCCUCCAGAAUGCUUCCAAAUUUAAGACAACUGCGGAGGGGUUUGCCGAAUUUUCCCAUGUAUUAAAACGUUUUAGUGAAAAAUAUGUUUUGGUAAAUAUGGCUGUGUAUUGUAUAGUUAGACAAACUAUGUAUUGUUAUGUUUGUUUAUCUAAAUACAUAUGUUUACAAAUAGUGUUUCCUUGUGUUCAAUUAGUGAAAAAUCGAUGGAAUCUUUUACAUUUUUGGAAACUGAAAACCAAAAAAUACACCUUUUUCCUACUCCCUGUGAUGCUUUGCACUAAAUAUGUCCGUUACUUACAUUAGUACACAUGCCCUGUCCCAAUACCCAUUCUUGCGGUUUCGGACUUGCCUACUUACCCACUUGUCUUACGCAAUUCUGGUGUUUGGCCACAGUCACAGUGUGCAAGUAGACGUGAAGACUGCGACUGUGACUUUUGACUGCAUGGUCGGACACUCCUAGACUUAACGAUGUUGGUCCUGGUUGCGACAGCUGUUUUUGUAGUUGCAGUCAAAAGACUAAUUGUUGUUGAUAAGUGUGACUGUUGCAGCCUACUUACAGUGGCAGUAGUUAAUAUAAUUUUUUUUUUAAACAUUUGCUAAAUUGUAGGCCUGUAGGCGACACUGACUGAUAAAUUACCAAAAUACCCAAAAGUAUUAGGCGAGAACAAACAAAAUAAGGUGAUUAGACAAGAAGGAUAACAAAGAGGUACAUAAAUAUACACAUAAAUACAUAUUUAGUAAUUAUGAUGCUGCUGUUAAGUCAUCACAACCAGUUGUGAACGUUAUACUGCUCUUUAUGUUGAAUACUGUAUAUUCAUAUAAAACAAUAACAUAGUUAGUUAGUUAAAGCCCCUGUGCUCGAUUCCGAUCCAUGGUCAACUUGAUGGAUGAACAAUCUGUAGGAAGAUCAAUCAUGUGCCAGUUGGAUAAGUUGGGCCAAGGUCUUCUCCGUUGUUGUCUUGAUAGUGUCGAGCCAUCAGGUUGCUGGUCUUCCUCUUCUUCUUGUUCCUUCGAUGCGUCCCAUCAUAACGUCCUUCUCCAGUGAAUGAUCUGUUCGUACAAAAGUAGGCAAGUCGUAGUUUGAUUAUCCUUGCUUCGAGAGACAUGUUUGAUUUGCUCCAAUAUAGAUUUGUUUAUCCGUCUGGCUGUCCAUGGUAUCGACAGGAUUCGUUUCCAGCACCACAUUUCGAAGGCAUCGAUUUACAAUAACAAUAACAUAUGCAUGCAUAUUACUGUCUGAUUAAAAUAUAUAACAUACUGUAUAUUGAAAAGCUUUUCUUGACGUCAUCAUGGUGAAAAUACACUGAUUGCUCGGGUAGGAGCGUGGCUAGGGUGUGGGCUCCUGAAUGUGAUGAUCUAUAGGAUACACUUAGCCAGAAAGAUCGU
This is a messenger RNA of Xyrauchen texanus (razorback sucker), 3734 nucleotides long. RefSeq lists its product as uncharacterized. The coding region runs from base 81 to 1010 and encodes 309 amino acids. NCBI's taxonomy places the organism in Eukaryota, Metazoa, Chordata, Actinopteri, Cypriniformes, Catostomidae. The transcript is spliced from 9 exons. The record is from RefSeq and is a predicted model, not a curated record.